Contarinia nasturtii (swede midge) is the source of this 2761-nucleotide messenger RNA. RefSeq lists its product as uncharacterized. The coding region runs from base 34 to 2703 and encodes 889 amino acids. The record is from RefSeq and is a predicted model, not a curated record. NCBI's taxonomy places the organism in Eukaryota, Metazoa, Arthropoda, Insecta, Diptera, Cecidomyiidae. The transcript is spliced from 5 exons.
UUUUUAUUACAUUUCUUUCAACGUUUGAUCAUAAUGUAUAAAGUAGAGCAAGGAUUAGAUGUGGUCACUACAGAUGAUCAAAGCUCAGCCGCAAAAAUUAUGAUGUUUGUUAAAAGUAAUGCCAAGAAAAUAAGUGAUUGUGAAAAUAAGAAUAUCAUACUUGUAAUGGGAAAUACUGGAGCGGGAAAAACCACUCUAGUUUCACUAAUGACUAAAGUAAAACUAAUCUCGGAAGAAACGGUUUCCAAUUCUGGUGAAUUUAUAAUAUCAGACGAAAAACAUUUGAUUAGUGGAAUAUCAACAACAGAGUCACAAACAGUAAUACCAAAUUUAAUGGUUCAUGCAAGAAGCGGUGCAAUCUAUUUUGACUGUCCUGGUUACAAUGACACACGAGGUGUGGCAAACGAUAUUUCGGUCUCCUAUUUCUGUCGAACACUAAUAGAAAAAUCCAGUUCAAUUAAGUUGGUAUUUGUGGUCAGCUUUUCGUCAGUUCAAAACGGUUCUGGGCAUCGUCAUGAUUUUCUGAAUUUGGUAAAACAUGCAAUCACUUUUAUUAAAGAUAUUAACAAAUAUGCUGACGGAAUUGCAUUGAUUGUUACGAAAGUCGAAAAUCGUUUUAUUAUGAAAAGUGGCCAAAUUCAAUUGGUUGAUGACAAAGCAAUAAUCGAUACGAUCGCUGUUUUUCUCCAACAAGUUAUAAGCGAUUUAAAACAUCAAAACGAUGAAUAUUUGGAGAAAGAAGAAGAGAACAACAAAAUGAUCGAAUUUAUUGAAAUAUUUUUGAAAAGAAAUAACAACUGCUACGAUCGCAUUGGAAUUUUUCGAUUUCCAAAUCAGAAUGGACCCAUUAAAGACAUUGAAAUUUUACAAAAAGAACGCCGGUGCAUCAAACGUAUAAUACACGACCAUCUAUCUUAUGUUCCAAAGGCGAAUGGCGAUUUUGGUUACACAGUUUCAGACGAUACAAAAAAUCGCAUCCAUAACAUACUUGAAGAGAUGCAGAGUCAUUUAUUGAAUGAUGUGGAAUGCAUCGGUAACGAAAUAAAACAGUUCUAUGUCAAACAAGAAGGGUCUACUAUUGAUCUAAAAUUGUUGAUCAACGUGAUGUCCACAGCAUAUGAGAAAAUAUCCGAAGUGAGAUAUGAUCAAAUAAAUCUUUUUGCGGAAAACUUUCUAAGUGUCGCGAGAAAUUUGAACAUAAAAAUAUCCAAUCAAAAUAAGAAAACAUUUUUGGAUGACAUUGAUUUGGUCCAAUUCCUUCUGUUGGUGAGCAACGCUAAUUUAUCAUAUUCAUUUCACAUUUCAAAUGGCUUGACUGAUAUCAAACAGUAUUUAGAUGAAUCACAUCGAUGGUAUAAUUUCUUAAUGACUUUCCAUGACAAAUUGUGCGCGUACGAUGUUCAAAAUAAACUGAAAUAUUAUGAAGCAGACAAAAAUAAUUUGAUGCGCCAGUGUGACAUACAGAAAAAUGUGUACCGAAAUAUUGAAAGUAUCGGCUUAAAAUCACUAGCUGAAAAUGUUGGUUGCCAAACUUAUUACACCGUGGAAAAUAUUCGAUUGAAUUACUUCAAGUUAAAAACGCUCCAUGAAAUAUUACAUCGAGCGUUGGACGGUACUUUUGAAACCAAUCGCACGAAAAAUAAAUUGGUGGUGAAAGGAUAUAAUGUGAAAAUCAAAGAUAUUGAUAAUAUAAGCAGUGAAGCGAUCAAAUAUGUGGAAAUAUUUGCAAUCAACAAUUUAUACAUCGAUGCUGAUAUCGAUAAAACUGGUCAAAAUGCACAAAUUACGUUCAUUGCACCAAAUUGGCAUGUAAUCGGUGAUCGUCAAAUUAUUUUAAAUGGCGAAGAUGGAAAAUCACAUUCGGAAUCACAUGCAGACGGAGAAGAGGGAACCGAUGGCAAGCCAGGCAAUCCGGGAGGUGCAUCCGGUAAUUUCUUUGGCUUUGGUCAUAAGUCCUUCAACGAUGAAUAUCUCAAAAUGUAUUUAAGAGGUGGAAAUGGUGGAUCGGGACAAGACGGUCGAAAAGGAGCAGAUGGAUUCGAUAGCAAGACACCAACCACUCCAUCGUGGUUCAUGUUAAAUCCAUGGAAAGAAAAAUGUGAUCUAGAGCAUAAAAAAUCAAGUUUAUUCGACGCAUUCAUCUUUGGUAAAAAUUCAUACAAAGUCAUUGAAAAAAAAAGCAAAAAGCCCGGGAAUGGCGGCAAUGGCGGAGUUGGAGGUUUGGGCGGAUCGGGUGGUAACAUUCUUAUCAACGGUUUCAAAGAGUAUCCAAAUUUUAUCAUUUCCAGAAAUAAAGGUUCCGAUGGUAUGCAUGGAAAAGGUGGAUCCGGUGGAAUUGCAGGUUGCAAAACGGCUGUUGAAGCAGAAUACAUACAUAUUUUGUACUUUUUGGAAUUUUCAUGGAACAAGAACAUUACUAAAUCGGAUACGAAUUCUCGUGAAAAUGGAAGCAAUGGUCGUAUUGGAGGCAAUAAUAAAGGUAUAAAACAUCCAGAUGAAUCAGAGUCGUUUCACAACAUUUCCGGAAUUAUUACCGAUUAUAAAAACUAUGCGGAAGCCAAAAAGAAAAGUACUAUGCAUGAAUCUUAUAUAAAUGAUUUCAUAGCCGAUUUAGAUGUGAAACUGGACGAUAUAAAAAAACAGAAAUCAGGUAGAUUUAGUAGUUUUUUUUUAAAGCUAAGCCAUCAACACAUUUUUUGUUGAAUAACAUUUAAAAUCAUAGUAUGAUUUAAUUGAAAUCCAUGCAUAAGCACGAUAUAUA